AUGUCCGGUAGCUAUUCUAUCCCCGGUACCUUUAUCGGUCGACCAACGCAGCGAGAAGACUUCUCGCAUGAAACUGCCACCGUGAGCCUCGCUGGGGAGAGCUACUUCUUCAGUGGCCCAGCAAGAAGUUACGGACGAGUUCACAGAGGGAUGGGAGGUCGAUCAAAGCUUGACUUUGAUCAUCAAAAGGGGCUCGACAAGACUGCAUACAUCAUUCUUGGUCCCGAUCCACACUUCUUCCAGUGUCGUCGUUAUACUGAAGGGAAUAUUGCAGCACAAAGCAACUCAGAGCUUGAGGAUUAUGGGGAGAUCGCAGAUCUCUACACAGAACAUGAUGUUGAGCGCCCAUCAUUCCUAUAUCUCGGCCCCAACAAGACUUUCUACACUCGUGUAGACGAUGGAACUGAGGAGUGGGAGCUCCCUCAAGAGAUAAUCCGUGAAGGCUUACAAGUGACACCCGACGCAGUUCGGUCUGCGGUCGACAGUCUUUGGCUUGGUGUUGGCGACGCUUGGGUUGCACAGUAUCGGGACUCUCGCUUCAGAUUCGACCUCAAGGGCCAAUAUGCCAACCUGGAGCCGGUUUUGCAUCAGAAACAAGACCAGGAGGUCUCUAUCAAUGCGCUGGCAUUAAAUGUGGCUGAUGGAAAGUCUUAUGUCUGUGUCUUUAACGAUGGAGAUGUCGUGUACGAGGCUGGUUCAGCUCGCUUUGAUGGAAAGGAACUUGAGGCUUGGUGUGAGCAGAACUUCAGAUUCACUCAGAGACUGAGGUUCGCUUAG
Messenger RNA from Fusarium verticillioides 7600, 777 nucleotides. RefSeq lists its product as hypothetical. The record is from RefSeq and is a predicted model, not a curated record. Bases 1 to 777 code for a protein of 258 amino acids. Lineage: Eukaryota; Fungi; Ascomycota; Sordariomycetes; Hypocreales; Nectriaceae. The transcript is spliced from 3 exons.